This is a messenger RNA of Knipowitschia caucasica, 1335 nucleotides long. NCBI's taxonomy places the organism in Eukaryota, Metazoa, Chordata, Actinopteri, Gobiiformes, Gobiidae. The record is from the annotation of a GenBank genome assembly.
AUGGACCAGGACCACACUCACAGCUUCGUCUUCCACCUAAAGUCAAGGGAAGGUGGACACGCCAAACUGCAGCGACCUUGUUUCCGUCCAAUCCAAGAGAAUUUACGGAUUGCUAAAAUUAUGAAGUUCCUUGGCUUUGUCACGUUGGCUUCGGUGGUGGUUGUUGGCAGGAGCCAGAUCACCAGCCAGAUACCAUCGAUGAAAACCGAUCUUUCUGAUGAAACCAUAUGCACUGAUUCUCCCACCGACUGGAGACGUCCAGAGCUCAGCGAUAUCUCGGUUGAAUGUGGUACCUCCUACAUAAGCCUGGCCAUCCAACUGUGUCCUGUCCUCUACACCGGCUACAACGAGUCUCUCCUGGUCAUCAACAACGUGUUCAACAACCCCAACUGUAAGGGCACUCUGGACGAGAGCGUGAUCCCACCGGUGGUCCGCUUCACAUUCCCCAUCAACAUGACGCAUGCUUGUGGGAGUACUUUUCUGACAAACAGUUCAAAAGGGGUCGGUGUGUUCUCGGAUUUCUCCAACAUUGAGACAGUGAACAUCAGUGGGAUCCUACGCUCGCUGGACCCCUCCCAGGGAAAGGUCACCUACAACGCUGAGCUGUCUUACUACUACUCAUGUGCCUACCCACUGGAGUACUUGAUCAACAACACGCGCAUAGAUGUGUCGGCAUCUUCCAUCGCAGUGCGGGACAAAAAUGGAAGUUUCAUCAGCACUUUGAGCAUGGAACUCUAUAGUGAUUCAACAUUUUUGAAACCUAUGGAGAUACCAACCGCUGGGUUAGAGCUCAGGACCAAUGUCUACGUCCAGGUCAGAGCAGACAAUUUGACAGACCAAUACCAUGUUCUGAUGGACAGAUGCUACGCUUCCAUUUCACCUCUUCCGACCAACUCCUCGUUCCAUAACCUUUUUGUCUCAUGUAGCCAGGAUCCAUUGAUGAAAAUGUACAAAAACGGAGACAGCCAAAAAGCAAGAUUCUCCUUUUCUGCCUUCCGCUUUAUUGAGCAGCAGAAUGAGACGGUGUCGACCUACUACCUCCACUGCAUCAUCAGACUGUGUGAGAUCAGCACCUGCUCAUCGUUCAAGCAAUGCGCAAAAAGAAGGAGGAGAAGAGAUGUGGAGUCUUCUGGAAUCACUGAACCCACCACUCUGUCCUUGAACAAGCCUAUUGUGAUCAAGAACGACAAUGUUGAACCUGUCCCAGCAAAAGCCCACGCGCUUACCUCCAAAGAAACCACCAAGGGUCUGGAGAUUGCUGUGGGCAUCCUGGCUGUUGCUGUAGCUGCCAUGUUUGUGGUGGCUGCCGUUUUCUACCGGAGGAUGAGGCGUUGA